AGCUGCCCAGCCCUAAGUACCCAGUCUCCAGUGUGAGAGCAAACAAACCCACCAUGAGCGACCCCCUCCCGCAUCUCUGCUCACCAUGCGGAUGCUGAAAUGGUUCUUGUUCUUGCCUCUGUGCCUCUCCUGCGGCUAUGCCUUUAUGUUUUCUUCUCUGAGAGACAGAGCCAAGGAACCCCAGGGAAAGGUGCCUUGCGGAGGGCACUUCCGGAUGAGGCAGAAUCUGCCAGAGCAUGCCCAAGGCUGGCUUGGGAGCAAAUGGCUCUGGCUUAUUUUUGUUAUUGUGCUGUAUGCAACACUGAAGUUUCGAGGAGACGGUGAGAAGAGUAAGGAGCAGAAUCCUCCUGGCCUUCGAGGCUGUUCAUUUCGCUCUCCACUAAAGAAAAAUCAAAUUGCUUCCCCCAGCAAAGACUAUGCAUUCAAUACCUUAACCCAGCUCGAGAUGGACCUUGUGAAAUUUGUGUCCAAGGUGCAGAAUAUGAAAGUCGUCAUGGCAACUAGCGGUAACCUGAGGAUUCAGAACUCAGAGGUGCCUGCAGACCCACAACAUAAUAUUACGAUAUAUGAAAUAUGGGGCGAAGAAGAGUCCGAAUAAAUGGAUUUGUGCAUCAAAGUAGGAGAGAAAAAGUUGAGUGUUGACAAGUCAUAUGCAAACUAAUAGAAUUAUUCCAAAGAAAAAAGAUUCUCAAAUUUGAGACCUUUUUUCCUUUUUUUCUCUUUUAUAAACUUGAAAAAAUAAAUGUGAGACCAGUAGCCACAA
Molecule: messenger RNA, 763 nt
Organism: Equus caballus (horse)
Lineage: Eukaryota; Metazoa; Chordata; Mammalia; Perissodactyla; Equidae
Product: protein FAM209
Source: RefSeq, a predicted model, not a curated record